Saccostrea cuccullata (small rock oyster) is the source of this 687-nucleotide messenger RNA. Its product is annotated as magnetosome-associated protein MamJ-like. The transcript has 5 exons. Lineage: Eukaryota; Metazoa; Mollusca; Bivalvia; Ostreida; Ostreidae. The coding region runs from base 1 to 687 and encodes 228 amino acids. The record is from RefSeq and is a predicted model, not a curated record.
AUGGCUGAUCCUGACACAGAGCUUGUUCAGCUCGAAGAAGUGUCCAGGUUGAAGCUGAUUGUGAAGGUUGAAGAUGCUCCUCAACUGCCUAAAAAGGUGGCACUGCCACUUUCAGAGCACUUACAGGAGUUGCUUGUGGAGAAGCUGAGACAGGGUGAAAAGGUGAUCGAGUCAUCUCUUCAACCUGUGAUGGCUGAUCCCGAGACAGAGCUUGUUCAGCUAGAGGAAGUGUGUCUGCCCUCUCCUGAGCCUGUCGCAGCCUUUCAUUGGCCGAUGCUUCAGCCUAUGGAGGAGAUGGUGUCACCACCUCAGCUGCCUCAUGUGCUUAAGUCCAGGAUGAUGGUGGAGGUUGAUGAUGCUCCUCAACUGCCUGAAAAGGUGGUCUUGCCACUUUUAAAGCUUUUACAGGAGUUGCCUGUGAAAAAACUUAGGCAAGUUGGAGAGGUGACCGAGUCAUCUCCUCAACCUGUGAUUGCUGAUCUUGAGACAGAGGUUGUUCACCUCGAAGAAGUGCCAUGGUCCAGGGUGAAGCAGAUGCUCGUUCAGCUAGAGGAAGAGUGUCUGCCCUCUCCUGAGCCUGUCGCAGCCUUUCAUUGGCCGGAGCUUGAGCCUAUCGAGGAGGUGGCGCUGCUAUCACCUCAGCAUUUGCAGAGUCUGGUUAAGGAGGAGGCUGCACAGAUUGAGUAA